Messenger RNA from Lolium perenne, 1463 nucleotides. RefSeq names its product 3-hydroxyisobutyryl-CoA hydrolase-like protein 5. Gene Ontology annotation, molecular function: 3-hydroxyisobutyryl-CoA hydrolase activity. Lineage: Eukaryota; Viridiplantae; Streptophyta; Magnoliopsida; Poales; Poaceae. The record is from RefSeq and is a predicted model, not a curated record. Gene Ontology annotation, biological process: L-valine catabolic process.
UCUACGACUCACCUUUCAGUUCCACUACCGUCACCUACCCACUCUGCUAGCCUUCUUCUCUCCCACACCCAUGGUCCCUUCACCAACCGCAAUUCAUCAACCUCACCUCGCGAGCCGGUACGCACCUGAGAGAUCUCCACCUCCCGACUCCUCAUGGCCCAGGAACAAGCGAACCCCGACGAGGUCGUGCUCGGGCAGGAGAUCAACGGCGUGAGGGUGGUCACCCUCAACCGCCCGCGCCAGCUGAACGGAAUCUCCGAUAGAGUGGUCUAUAUUCUAGCCCAAUUGUUGGAGAAAUGGGAGAAAGAUGAUGAUGCCAAGCUGGUCAUCUUCAAGGGAGCUGGACGCGCAUUUUCUGCCGGUGGGGACCUAAAGAUGUUCUAUGAAGGGAGAUCAGAUGAUUCCUGCCUCGAGGUUGUGUAUAGGAUGUACUGGCUCUGCUAUCACAUUCAUACAUAUAAGAAAACCACGGUGGCUCUUGUUAAUGGACUUGCGAUGGGUGGAGGGGCAGCCUUGGUUGCUCCUCUGAAAUUUGCAGUUGUCACAGAGAAAACAGUUUUUGCUACUCCCGAGGCAAGUGUUGGACUACACACAGAUUGUAGUUUUUCUUAUAUCCAUUCUCGGCUCCCUGGAUAUUUAGGGGAGUACCUGGCUCUGACUGGUGCUAGACUGAAUGCAAAAGAAAUGAUUGCUGCUGGUCUUGCUACUCAUUUUGUCCUUUCUGAAAAAUUGGAAGAGCUAGAAAGACGACUACUGAAUGUAAACACAGGUGAUGAGUCUGCUAUCCGGGCUGUCAUUGAGGAAUUCUCCACGGAUGUUCAAAUUGAUCAAGAGAGCAUUUUGAACAAGCUUCCGACUAUCGACAAAUGUUUCUCAGCCGAGACUGUUGAGGAGAUCUUGAAAUCACUUGAAUCAGAAGUCAGCAUCGAUGGAAACCAAUGGAUAGCUCCAGUUCUGAAGAGUAUGAGAAGAUCAUCUCCUACUGCAUUGAAGAUCACACUGCGAUCGGUUAGAGAAGGUCGGAAGCAGAGUCUUUCUGAAUGUUUGAAGAAGGAAUUCAGACUAACAAUUAACAUCCUACGAUCUGUCGUUACUGGUGAUGUCUAUGAGGGUAUUAGAGCUCUGAGCAUCGACAAAGAUAAUGCCCCUAAGUGGAGUCCAACCACCAUUGAAGAGGUGAAGAGUGAACACAUUGAACGUGUUUUCAAACAAUUCAGCUCAGAACAUGAGCUCCAAGUCCCAUCUGAUGAUUCAAACAGGUGGAAUGGCAAAUACGAGCAGACGGUCUAUGCAAAAUCUUCACAGUGAUCACCACAUAACACAGCAGCACCCUGACCAUGCACGACAUAAUGGUUUUGGUGCGUGGCAUGCUUGUUUGAUUGUUCGUGUACUACCCGUGUGUAACAUUAUACCGAGCUGUUGAAAACUAUACAAGAAGUAAUAAAGCAACUUAUGUUUUGUUA